AUGGCAAACGGCGCUGACAGCGGUGCUGUCCACAGCAAAGCGACAACCAAGACAUCCACGGAUCCGUCACGAUGGAACGACCUAUCAGACGAGAUACAACACAUCACCCAGGGCUUUGUCCCGCUCGGGCUCCUCGUGUCACGACUUGCGCAGCGAUCCCACAAUGCUCUCCAGGACUGCGUAAUAGCCAUGGCCAAGAUGCCCCUGCCUUCAUCUGCGCCUAUGGUCAACGGGAAUGCGGUAAAUGGGGGGUCGCUGCCUGACGACUCGUCGCCAGAAAAUAUUCGCAAGAAAGCGCACCUGCUCGAAUUCGUCAAGGACGAGCACGCGAAAUGGGUCAAGGCGCUGGUCAUGACCUCGUGGAGCAGAAAGGCCGAGACCGUGAGCAAGCUCAUCGAUCUGUACAACGCGAUCAACAUGCAGAAGUUCGACUACAUGCGAUCCGUAGAGCACCUCAUCGAUGUCCGCGCCGCGCUCCCAGCCGCGCGUCUGGGUGAACCUGAUCUUCAGACGGCUUUGCAAAUCCUUUCGACAGGGGAUGCGACAUGGAUGCCAGAUCUGCAGUAUAUCGAGCCACCGCCGAUCAGUCCCAGAGAGAAGUUACAAUGGAUCGAAAACACGAAUACACUCCUAUCACUGCGCCUCAAUCUCGAAGAGCACGACAAGAUACCGGCUCAGUUCAAAGACUACAAGAUCGAGUCGGGCAGAGUCACUUUUGUUGUGCCAGGAGAAUUUGAGGUGGACCUGACCAUUGCCGACGAGGACUUUGAAAAGCAGUUUUGGUUCAUCGACUUUCGAUUCGCUUUCACGCCUGCGCCCGCGGAGCUCUCCGAUCUCUUGCGACAGUACCUCGAAGUGAAGGUCAACGAAACGCUGGAGAAGGACGGCUUAAGGGGGUGCUACAGCUUCCUGCACGAGUUUGUGCUUACACAUAAGAUCACGGAAUUCGUGCGUCAAGCAUUUGAGCUCAGUCGGCACCAAUGGGUCGACACACUCAAGGUUGAGCGCCUCAACCGCGCCAUGUCGAUACAAUACUGGGCCAGCCGUCAUCCUCCCGAGGGACCCAAGAGCUGGAUCCUCCUUGGGGUACAUAGUGGCAGACAGCUCGGCAAGCCGUCCGAUCCUUCUUCGACAAGCAAACUCACUCUCCGGUGGUUCAAGGACAACAAAGAAAUAUCAGAUGCUCAGAUUCCGCUUGACGAUCACGACAUCUCGACAGAGCGUCUACUGAAGAGGGUCAUUGGACGCCAUGUCAAGUCGACUCUGGGUGCUAUCUACGCAAGGCUCAACAGCAAGGGUAGAUUCCAGCAGCGUGAGGCGGCGUUGUCAUUGAAUAUUGCCGAGGACGAGCCAGUGCUCUCGAACCUCCAGAUGCAAAUCGGACGAGAGGAUAUAGUGACGGUCAAGAUCGCGCCAACGACGGGACAGUUUGCCAUUUCACCGCAGACUGCCGUGACUUCGAAGGGCGAAAACCGGCUGAAUAUGUCGUCUAAAGACCCCACAGAUGAAGGCGUCACUACACUAGAAAGUAUUCGGUGCUACUACACGGUUGAUGAGCUCAACCGCCGCGGCAAGAGCAUGGGCUGGAACGUCUGCAGAGCGCCAGUCAAGAUGGACGAUAUCAAACCCAUCUUGAAUACUCGCGAGUCGUUCCAGGCGAUGUGGUUCAAGCGCCGUGGAUGGCCCGAGCAGUGGUACCUGAUGCUCAGCUUGAGCUUGGGUGGUGAUAGAUGGUGGUUGGUAGAGGUUGCGGAUAAGCCAUCGCGGAUCUCGUCGUACACGCCACUAUCGCUUACUGCCGGCUUGCCAGAAUUAUCUGACAAGUUUUUCCAUGAGCUGACGGUCUUCACUGCCAUCAUGAUUGCUCAGAUUACUGAUCUAAGACACUUCCGAGCACAAAACAUCGACCAUGCGACAGAGGCUCGAGUUAACAAGUCGCUGCCUCCUGGCGUUAGGGUGCCAGCCAUUCGCGUCAAGCUCUCUGAUAUACUGCAGCGUCCAGGAUCCGCAGGGUCGCAGACGCCCAAGGCCCCCUCCUGGGCUCGGGAUUCUGUGCGCAUCGUGUUCCUGGGCAUCCGGAACACAGCUCCUGUCAGGUCUUUGGUCAAGGACGAGACUGGCAAUGGAGAUAUGCCGGAUUUGACCCCGAAUAACGAGCACAAAUUGAGCACCGUGGUCGACGCGCGCUUUAAGGUCGCCGAGCCGGAGAGAUUCUCGAUGCUCAAAUGUAAUGUGGAGCGCGACGUCGUCUUUAACAAGAAGCUCGGCGUUUUCGCGUUGCAUCUUCAGACCGAGCUUGGGACGCCAAUAUUUGAUACCCUCAAGAGGCGCCUCCAAGCUAUCGAAAGACUGGUUGACUGCGUGGACGCGAUCCGGCGAUGCGAUCGUGAUGUCCGCUGCGAAAAGAUCAGCCUCCAGAAAAUUACAUUUUCAUACAGUCAGCUCAGCAAGGCUGAGGCCGAGUCGGCGAUACCACCUCCAGCUCGGAGGCGGCAGGCGACGUUGGACCUGAGUGCGGACGAGAUACAACUGCGGCUCGAAAAGGACGACCCUCAGUUGCGAAUUAUCGAUAUGUAUCAUCAGCUUCUUAACUCGGAGCUUCGCUUUGGGCAGCUGGCAUUCUUCCUGUCCAUCAUCUCCCCACUACAGUCUGCGCUCGACGCCAUCGAAACUGCUUGGCUGGAUCUUAGUGCCGACUGUAAAGGUCAGGUGGCUGUCUUCGCAACACAUCUGGAUUGUUUCAAUAUUCACUACACGCUGCCCGGGGCGACCAAGGAUUCUGCGAGAAAAGCGGCAUUGCGCAUUCAGCUUAUGGAGCGUAAGAACAACCAGUUCUGGUGGGUAUACCGUGACGAGCCGGGCCCGGUCAGGGAUCCAGACGACGCCUUCAAGAAGGCACUUGACCCGGUCUGGAAUGCCCCUGACAGGCAGUGGCGGAAUCUUGGUGGAGGCGCGGCCUGCACCAUGGACCGCGGCAUCGAGACACUGCUCAUGGCCAUUGACGGGGCAGUGCGACCACUGGCUCUGCAGUCGCCCAAGGCCAUCAAGCAGAGCGUCUCGAAAACCACGUCGGGAGCCAAGACUCAAGCAUCCGGUGCGGCGGCGGCGCAAGGCAAAACGGCGCAGAACAGUAACAAUAACAACGCCAAGGCACGGCCGAUUGCGGAAGUCGUGGUGCUGGAUUGA
This is a messenger RNA of Microdochium trichocladiopsis, 3186 nucleotides long. RefSeq names its product mediator of RNA polymerase II transcription subunit 14. Lineage: Eukaryota; Fungi; Ascomycota; Sordariomycetes; Xylariales; Microdochiaceae. Gene Ontology annotation, molecular function: transcription coregulator activity. The record is from RefSeq and is a predicted model, not a curated record. The coding region runs from base 1 to 3186 and encodes 1061 amino acids. The transcript is spliced from 2 exons. Gene Ontology annotation, biological process: regulation of transcription by RNA polymerase II. Gene Ontology annotation, cellular component: core mediator complex; mediator complex.